GCACGGAACCGGAAACGAAAAGGUGCAGGCGGGGCCGACACGCGGUGCAGAAGUUCUCGGCACCUUGAGUGAGGUUGUAAGAUGCAACCUAUCAGCAGCGCCACCGCUAACAUGUCAAUCGAGUGUGUAGGUGCAAGCCUGUCGUCUGCUGCUGAUCUACAAAAGCGGCGUGGGUAAGCACUAGCGCGACGACAGCAACGACAGCAUGCGUGUCUAGAGGAGCCGUUUUAUUUAUCCUGUGCGGUCCACAAACAUGUUGACACGGACAACGAAAUGGAUGACCUCCACGUUGUUAUGGAACUUAUAGAAUCUGAGAGCGAAGACGAGGAACUCGACGCAGUGUUGUGCCAAGUCGGUGCUGAACUUGUCCGUAGCGAUCGCAAUCGUAUUCCAAGAUACUACGAGGAAGUUGUAGCCAGGUAUUUUGAUUACGAGUUCAAGCGCCUUUUUCGGCUCUCCAGAGACACAUUUAAAACCCUUGCGGAGCGUUUCAAGUCGUCUGCCUUUUUCCCAACGCCUCAGGGAGGUCGCCCACAAAUACCCGCGGAGAAAACGUGCCUGAUUGCUUUGAGUUAUUUGGGUACUCAGAACAGUAUGUAUAGAAUUGCUGAUACCUUUGAUGUGUCUGAGUCAUCAGUGUCUCUGUGCCUCAAAAGGGUUCUGGACUUCUUAUUCAAUAUCAGCGAAGAAGUGAUUGCUUGGCCUAGUGAUCAAGAGCGGGCGAAUAUCAAAGCACGCUUUCUUGCUAGAAGCAACGGCAAAGGACCGAGAAACACCAUAGGGUGUGUUGACGGCUGCCACAUUGAAAUCCCUCACCAGAAGGAAUCCCCAGCAUCAUACUACAACAGGAAAAAAUUUCCUUCGAUCGUUCUGCAAGGGAUCUGCGACUCAAGCAGCCGUUUCAUCGACGUUUUCGUUGGCUAUCCCGGCUGCGCACACGACGCGCGCGUGCUGAAAGAAAGCCCCAUCUAUUCUGUAGCAGAGACUAAGUGUGCUAACGACUACUUGCUGGGGGACGCGGCGUAUCCGCUUCUCCCAUGGCUGAUGCCUCCGUAUAAAGAUAAUAGGGCAACGUUUGAGCGCUAUAAGCGGAAUUUCAACAAGAUACACAGCCAACAACGUGUGGCAAUUGAGCAUGCAUUUGGCCUUCUGAAACAGCGUUUCAGAAGGCUAUAUCUUGUAGACGCAGACUCAAUCGACCAGUGUUGUCUCAUUGUACUUGGAGCAUGCGUGCUACAUAACUUGUGUAGCAGUAGCAUUGACAUGCUAGGUGACUGCGAAGACCCCCCCAGGGAGGACAACAUCGAAAAUGAAAAUGACGGAGCCAUCACAAGCACUGCAGCUAUUAAGCAGAUGUGCGAGCUUAGACGCCAGAAUAUUGCUGAGACACAGUGCUGAGAGUACACUUUUCUCAACGGAACUUUGCUUUCUGCCAUAUUCUGCCCACUAUAAUUUUGUUUUGGAUGUUUUGCACUGUUUCAAGCCUUGCACCUUCUGUUUGUGUCUGAGUUGUAUAAAUGCCAAA
Messenger RNA from Dermacentor silvarum, 1525 nucleotides. RefSeq lists its product as uncharacterized. Bases 274 to 1398 code for a protein of 374 amino acids. NCBI's taxonomy places the organism in Eukaryota, Metazoa, Arthropoda, Arachnida, Ixodida, Ixodidae. The transcript is spliced from 2 exons. The record is from RefSeq and is a predicted model, not a curated record.